This is a messenger RNA of Argentina anserina (silverweed cinquefoil), 670 nucleotides long. Its product is annotated as two-on-two hemoglobin-3. Gene Ontology annotation, molecular function: oxygen carrier activity; oxygen binding; heme binding. The record is from RefSeq and is a predicted model, not a curated record. NCBI's taxonomy places the organism in Eukaryota, Viridiplantae, Streptophyta, Magnoliopsida, Rosales, Rosaceae. The transcript has 3 exons. Gene Ontology annotation, biological process: oxygen transport. Bases 54 to 554 code for a protein of 166 amino acids.
AACAACACCGCCCUCUUUUUUCCGGCCACUAAACUCAACUGCAGACGCCAAAAAUGCAGUCUCUGCAAGCCAAGGCCUCCGAGUGGAGCGGAGUCGACUCGGCCGACGCUUUCGCCAUCGACGACACCAACCUCUUCCAGAAGCUCGGCCUCCAGGCCUUCAUCAAUCUCUCUACCGAUUUCUACACCAGGGUUUACGACGAUGAGCAGGAAUGGUUCAGAUCAAUCUUCGCGAAUUCCAAGAAGGAGGACGCGAUUCAGAACCAGUACGAGUUCUUCGUGCAGCGAAUGGGAGGGCCGCCUCUCUUUUCUCAAAGAAGAGGCCAUCCUGCCCUGAUCGGAAGGCACCGGCCAUUUCCGGUGACGCAUGAAGCGGCGGAGAGGUGGCUGCAUCACAUGCAGCAAGCAUUGGAGAGCUCUAUGGAUAUUGAUGAAGAUUCGAAGCGAAAGAUGUUCAAUUUCUUCAAGCACACUGCUUUUUUCCUUGUGGCUGGAGAUCAGCUGAAGAAGGGUCAACCUCAGAAUGGGACUCAAACUCCGACCCAACAACAAUAACGACAGCAAGUUCAGUCUAGUGUUCGAAAUGAAUUACAAGACUUCUGUAGUGUGUUGGUUGUUAGUUUGUUACCUUGGCCCAUUAUUAAUAUAAAAGCUCCAAAGGUUUACUCUUA